UGUGUUGAGAGGAUCAAAAGUUGCGAUAUAAAAGGGAUACCUGAAAUGCAGUUGUCAUCAGAUUUUCUGAUAGAAAACAUGAAUUCUAUUCUCGUUCUCACUGCUCUUGUAGCUAUUGUUUCUGCUGGCUCCAGUUGGCCAAUGUUCUUGAGAGAUCAGCCAAGAAAUAUUCAACAAUCUUACUACACAAUUGCAAGUAAUUCCUCAUUGACUCAGAAUCAGAAGGAUCAACAGCUCCAGCAGUGGGCGCAGACUAAUAAUCUAUCCAGCCAAUACUCCGACUACACCCAACAACGGGACCAACAGGAGCAGCAAAUGAGUCAAAACACGUCUCAAAUAAUUUCUCAGCUGUCUUCAGUUCAAAACCAACUCGAAUCAAUUUUGAACAACGACAAUCAAACCGGGGAGCAGCAGCAACAAGCUAUUCAGACUCUCACAAAUCAAUAUCCCCAAGAAGUUCCAGUUCUGUUCUUCAUUCGAAAAAUGUCCAUGAGACAGGCGAGAAAUAAUAAUUGAAUAUUAACUUUGAUUGCACAUCAUUUAAAUCGAGCUAUCAAUAAAUACAUUCGUUUCCUAAA
Molecule: messenger RNA, 578 nt
Organism: Caenorhabditis elegans
Lineage: Eukaryota; Metazoa; Nematoda; Chromadorea; Rhabditida; Rhabditidae
Gene: srlf-36
Product: SXP/RAL-2 family protein Ani s 5-like cation-binding domain-containing protein
Exons: 2
Coding region: 79-516 (145 amino acids)
Source: RefSeq, marked reviewed